AGCGCGGCCGGCCGUCGCGCCCGGGUGUGCGCCGUGCCGCCGCGGGGAGGGGAUUGGGGGCGGCGGCGGCAGGUGGGGCCUGGAGGCGGGAUGCUGGGGGGCGGCGGCGGCGGCGGGGGUCCGGGCCCCGGGGCGGGCCUGCCGCUGCUGCACCCGCGCACGGGCCGGCUGGUGACGCUGUCGCGGGGGGGCCGGAGCGCGGCUCGGUCGCAGCCCGGCCAGGAGUUCAACCACGGGCUGGUCCUCAGCCGGGAGCCCCUCGCCCCGGGCGCCGUCUUCACCGUCCGCAUCGACAGGAAGGUUAAUUCCUGGAGCGGCUCCAUUGAGAUUGGGGUGACGGCCUUGGACCCGAACCACCUCGAUUUCCCCAGCAGCGCCACGGGCCUCAAGGGAGGCUCCUGGAUCAUCUCGGGCUGCUCGGUGCUGCGGGACGGGCGCUCGAUCUUGGAGGAGUACGGGCAGGACUUGGACCAGUUGGGCGAGGGCGACCGAGUGGGUAUCCAGCGCACGGCCAAUGGCGAACUCCGGCUCUGGGUCAACGGGCAGGACUGUGGCGUGGCAGCCACCGGCAUCCCGCUCCACGUCUGGGCCGUGGUGGACCUUUAUGGCAAGUGUACCCAGAUCACGGUGGUGCCUGGGAACCCGGAAGACGCGGAGGAAGGAGCUGCCCAGGAUGAAGCCCUGGACCUGGCCUGCAACCAGAACCGGCCAGAUAAAUUUCCCAACAGCCUGGAGUCAGAAAAUGGCUUCUCCAGCAUGGAGCUCUCGGAAGUGGUUAGCAACGCCAUCUUGUCGGCCUACAACGGGAGCCUGCUGAACGUCAGCCUCGGCAGCCCCCCCUCGGACUCUGCCCCCUGCGGGGCCCCGCCCAUGACCUCCAACGACGCCCUGCUCUUCCACGAGAAGUGCGGGACCCUCAUCAAGCUCAGCAACAACAACAAGACGGCCGAGCGGCGGCGGCCCCUGGACGAGUUCAACAACGGGGUCGUCAUGACCAACCGGCCCCUCCGUGACAACGAGAUGUUUGAGAUCCGAAUCGACAAAUUGGUGGACAAGUGGUCGGGGUCCAUCGAAAUCGGGGUCACCACGCACAAUCCCAACAAUCUGGAGUACCCAGCCACUAUGACCAACUUGCGCUCAGGAACCAUCAUGAUGAGCGGCUGUGGCAUCCUGACCAACGGCAAGGGGACGCGGCGGGAAUACUGCGAGUUCAGCUUGGAUGAACUGCAGGAAGGCGACCACAUCGGCUUGACCAGGAAGUCCAACAACGCCCUUCAUUUUUACAUCAAUGGUAUUGACCAAGGCGUGGCCACCACCCUGACCCCGCUGGUGGUCUACGGCGUGGUGGAUCUGUACGGCAUGGCUGUGAAGGUCACCAUCGUCCACAACCACAACCACAGCGACCGGCUCCGGCGCAACAAUGCCAUCAUGAGGGCCCUCUCGCCCGAUGUGGGGCGCCGCGCCAUCAAUGCUGCAGGGAACGAGCCCGAGCCGGAGCGCCUCCUCUUCCAUCCGAACUGCGGGCAGAAGGCUGCCAUCAUCAACGAGGGGCGGACUGCGCUGCGGCCCCACGCCACGGAUGAUUUCAACCACGGGGUGGUCCUGAGCAACCGGCCGCUACGCAAUGGGGAGGUCUUCCAGGUGCGCAUUGACAAGAUGGUGGACAAGUGGGCCGGCUCCAUUGAGAUCGGUGUCACCACCCACAACCCCACGUACCUGCAGUUGCCAUCCACCAUGACCAACCUGCGUUCAGGCACCUGGAUGAUGACCGGCAACGGGGUGAUGCACAACGGAACCACCAUCUUGGAUGAAUACGGCCACAACCUGGACCGCCUCAAGGCACGCGACACGGUUGGGGUGGUGCGUAAGGAGGACGGGACGCUCCACUUCUUCGUCAACGGCGUGGCUCAGGGCCCAGCAGCGUGGAACGUCCCACCAAACAUCUACGCGGUUGUGGACCUGUAUGGGCAGGCGGCCCAGGCCACCAUUGUCGAUGACACCGAUCUCCUCCCGCUUCCGGACGACCUGUCUGAGGGGAACAACCAGCUCUCUCCCAGCAGCCCGUCCUCCGUGGCCUCAGGGAGCGACCUGCGUUUCCACCACCUCCACGGCAACAAUGCUGUCAUCACCAAUGGCGGGCGCACGGCGCUGCGCCAGAACUGCCGGAGUGAAUUCAAUGACGCCAUCGUCAUCUCAAACCGGCCUCUCCGAGACGGGGAGCUCUUUGAAAUCGUCAUUCAGAAGAUGGUGGAUCGCUGGUCUGGCUCCAUCGAAGCAGGUGUCACCGCCAUCCGUCCCGAGGACCUGGAGUUCCCCAACACAAUGACGGAUAUCGAUUACGAUACGUGGAUGUUGAGCGGCACGGCCAUCAUGCAGGACGGGAACACCAUGCGCAACAACUACGGCUGCGACUUGGACUCGCUGACGGCCGGCUCCCGCAUCGGCAUGAUGCGCACGGCCAAGGGGGACCUGCACUACUUCAUCAACGGCGUGGACCAGGGCGUGGCUUGCUCGGGGCUGCCCCCAGGGAAAGAGGUCUACGCAGUGGUCGACUUAUAUGGCCAGUGCGUCCAGGUGUCCAUCACCAGCGCCACGGGACCCAUGGACAACAGCCUGUCCACCAGCAACAUCACUGAGAAGUCCUUCCCCAUCCACUCGCCAGUCCCCGGAGUCGCCCACCGUUUCCACAGCAGCUGUGGCAAGAACGUGGCCUUCCAGGAUGACGGGUGCCGGGCCGUGCGUGUGGCCGGCUACUGCCACGGCAUCGUUUUCAGCAUGAAGGAGUUGAAGACGGACGAGAUCUUUGAGGUGAAGAUCGACGAGCUGGACGAGAAGUGGUCGGGCUCGGUGCACCUGGGGCUGACCACCCUGCUGCCCCUGGACGCGCCCUACACAGUCACGGGGCUGCCGGCGUCCGUCCUGGAGCUCCGCUCCAAGGUGACCUGGCUGGUGGCCGGCUCCGAGGUGCGGCGCAACGGCCUCCUCCAGAAGCAGAACUACGGCUGUUCGCUCGAGCGCCUCGGGGUGGGGAGCCGCGUGGGGGUGAAGCGCUGCACUGACGACACCAUGCACAUCCUGAUCGAUGGAGAGGACAUGGGGCCGGCAGCCACGGGGGUGGCCAAGAACGUCUAUGUGGUGCUGGAUCUCUAUGGCCGGGUCACGUCGGUCUCCAUCGUCAGCUCCAGCACGCUGGAAGAGGCGGACGGCACCAAACCCCCCUCGGUGACCUCUGAGCCCUACAGCGAGGAGGAGGAGGAAGAGGAGGCCACGCCUUGCGAGAACGACGCCCCGGCAGCCACGUCUUCCAUGGAGUUCCUGGAGAACCACGGCAAGAACAUCCUCCUCUCCAACGGCAACCUGACCGCCACCCGAGUCUCCAGCUACAACCAGGGCAUUGUGGUCGUGGCCCAUCCUCUCCCUCAGCAGGAGCUGUUCCAGUUCCAAAUCGACUCCCUGAACCAGCAGUGGACGUCCUCGCUCUCCCUGGGGGUCAUUGGCAGCUCCCCCGAGCGGCUCAACUUCCCCGCCACGGCCUGCUCCCUGAAGCGCUCCGCGUGGCUGCUGCAGCGGGACUCCGUCUUCCACAACUCCCUCAAGGUCUGCGAGAACUAUGGCCCCAACCUGGACACCUGCCCGGAGGGGACGGUGCUGGGCAUCCUGGUGGAUUCCAGCAGCUGCCUCCACCUCUACGUCAACGGGAUGGACCAGGGGGUGGCCGCGCAGGACAUCCCCAGCCCCUGCUACGUGCUCAUUGACCUCUACGGGCAGUGUGAACAGGUUACCAUCGUCACCAACGGGACUCCUGCGGUCGGAGCAGAGGGCGCCGAUCCCCACGGCCAGGGAGACAUGGAGAAGGCUGACAUGGUGGACGGUAUCAAGGAAAGCGUGUGCUGGACGCCCCCCGUGGACCUGAACAGCAUGAAGACCUGCGAAUACCAUGCCCUCUGUGGCCGCUUCCGAGAGCUCCUCCUCCUGCCAGAUGAUUAUUUUGUGGAAGACCCCAAGUUCAGCCUCUGCUACUGCGAGUCGUGCCACAAGCUCCGGGGUGACGAGGCCUACUACAAGCGUGGGGAGCCCCCCAGGGACUACGCCCUGCCUUUCGGAUGGUGCCGCUUCAACCUCAGAGUCAACCCACAGCUGGAAGUCGCCAGCACCUCCAAGAAGUGGCACAUGGCCUACCACGGAACGAGCGUUGGGGCCGUACGCCGCAUGCUGGAUCAAGGAGAGCUAGUGCCAGGAAGCGCGUCCAUCUUGAGCUGCCGCCCGGUCAAGGCAGACCCGCAGGGCGGUGGGGGAGGCAGCGGCGGUGGCGGCGGCGGCGGGGUUUACCACGAGGCCGAGGAGAACAGUUCGCAGGGCCGGGAAGAGCUCCAGCGCGUCCUGCUGUCCCCCACGCUGCGCUACGCCGGGCUGGAGUCUUUUGCCACCAAAGUGCAAUUCAAGGACCCCAAGUCCCACCGGCAGCACUCCGCCCAGGUGGCCUUCCAGGUGUGCGUGCGGCCCGGGUCCUACAAGGCGGGCCCCCAGUCCCUGACCGCCCCCGAGGCCUUGGACCCCCGCUUCAGCAGUGCCGAAAUCGAGUGGGUCACCAAGGAGAAAGGGGCUACCGUCCUGUACGGGCUCCUAGUCCGCGUGGAGUGAGGCCACCUUGCUGCCUGCUCCUGCAGAGGGGCUGCUAUGCCACAACGCAGCGGGGGAAGAACGGGGGAGGCUCUUGCCAAAACGAUCCCCCCCCCAACCUGCCCUCCUACGCACAGACUGGGUGGAUCUUGAGAGUCCAGAAGGCUUUUUGGCUACAACCAACGGGCACAAGAGACUCAGAAGAGACCUCUCAAGGCAGGGGCAGGAUGGCGCCCUCUCCUGGCCAGGGACAACGGCGGCUGCUUCCCCCCCCUCCUUUUUUCUUUUGCACAGACACAAGACAAGCUAAAUGGGAUAUUGUUUUUGGGGGGGUGGGAUGUUGGGCUGAGUCUUGUAUUUAAGAGCAUGAAGGGGGAUUUUGGGGGGAGGGGGGAUGGAAAAGGAAGGGGGCUUAGUUGCCACAAAAGGACUUCAUUGGAUUUUGGACUUUCUGGAACACCCAGGGGUUUGUAUGAUGACAAUGUCCCCCCAUCCCUCCCCCCCCCCAUCUUGCAGCAUUGCCAUAGGAACUGAGUGGAAUGAGCAGCUUUUGGGUGUGUGGCGGGGGUGGAGAGAAAUCCUGUGUUUCUGCUUCCCCUAUCCCAGGGUGGCCAUGGUGGCUACAUUAGUGGCCCGUGGACAUUGGAACUUGACUGGUCAGCCUUGAAAGGGGUUGUGGAGGGCAGCCCAGGCCCCUGUCUGGGGGGAGAGUGCUGGUGUAGGCCUGGGGCUUUUCUCUUUGGCGUGUGAGUGACUUGACUUCAUAGUCCACGUGUGGAUUCCCCCCCUCCCCCCCCCCCCGCUUAAUCUGUUGGGGUGUCCUCAGUGGAGGUCCACUUCUCUGCACGCCUCCCAAUUUCUGCCGCCUUCUGGGCCAGCUCUGUUUACCCCGCAAGGACAAUCCUGCCCCCAGGAGCACCCGGGGGCGUGCCUGGCUACUGAAGGCAGCCCGGGCCACAGCACUGACCUGGUCAGUCAACCUCUGAAAGGUUGCUCUUUGGUGGGUGGGGAGAGACAGAUGCAUCGUUUCCCUUCUGACUACUCUAAAUGCAACUUGAAUGUCUAUCCCAGGGCUUUCAGCCUGGAGGCCUCAGAUGUCGAUGCUGUUGUUGGACUCAAUGGCCGGAGGAAGUUGUAAUCCAGCAUCACCUGGGGGCUAAAGGUUGAGGACCCCUGCCCGCUCUGCCCCCAGCUUUUCUUUAGCUCUACCCACCUAAGGCAAGUCUCUGAUUAUCACCCUCCCCAGCCCCAGCCCCGUACAAGAAGCACACCUUCCUCUCUCCCCUUGACUUUCGGUUGAUUUACUCUUCCAUUUGGACAGAUGCCCUACACCCACAACACCUAUUUUCUCCCUUUCCCCAUCCAUAUAACUUUCCUGUCUCUUCCCCUUAUUUAUUGAUACCUGUGUUUGGUUGUCAAACAAAAAAAAAAUGUGAAUUUUUUUUUUUAAGGGGCAAAGGGUGUCGGGUUCAAAAGACCCAUCCUCUCUCCCUUGGUUUAUAAAUAUAUAUAUAUAUAUAUAUUUUAAAUUGUAUUUAUGCUGCUUUUUCACUUUAUUUGAUGGAAAAUGACAUGCAUUAUUUUUUUUUUACAUCUGUCUAAAGGUUUUUGUUCUUGAACAAAAGUUAAAAGGUUGUACAGUGUGUUUUCUCCCCCCACCCCUCACCUGGCAAGGGUUUAUAAAGCGGAAAUCAACUGGU
Hemicordylus capensis (graceful crag lizard) is the source of this 6320-nucleotide messenger RNA. It is a transcript of the gene NEURL4, whose product is annotated as neuralized E3 ubiquitin protein ligase 4. Gene Ontology annotation, molecular function: ubiquitin protein ligase activity. The annotation marks the transcript as partial. NCBI's taxonomy places the organism in Eukaryota, Metazoa, Chordata, Lepidosauria, Squamata, Cordylidae. The record is from RefSeq and is a predicted model, not a curated record. The transcript has 29 exons.